Messenger RNA from Dreissena polymorpha, 2064 nucleotides. Its product is annotated as glutamic acid-rich protein-like. The coding region runs from base 239 to 1378 and encodes 379 amino acids. The record is from RefSeq and is a predicted model, not a curated record. Lineage: Eukaryota; Metazoa; Mollusca; Bivalvia; Myida; Dreissenidae. The transcript has 4 exons.
GUGUUUGCCCUGAUAUAAGAAUUGUCUUGCCUUUGAACCAAAAUAUGUAUAGAAGCAGGGACCUAUAUAGAAGAAACGUCCUAAGAAGAUGAGCUUUGUUCAUAAAGCUCUUACACUAUUUAACUGUUGAUGACAUCGGUCCAUGAUCCUUGAUUCUUAUACCGGUUGAUUUUUAAUCACACACACCCCACCGGGGUUACCACGUGUGUUUGUUUACGAUUUUGAUGACUGAAUAACUAUGGGCCAAAAGAAGAAGCACAAGAUCACCAAUGAUGUAGACCCAGGAGAAUCACAAGUCAAGAAAAAACAAGAACUUGGAGAUAUUGAAACAUGUCCCAAAACUGAAAAUCUGGAUGCCGCAGAAAGUAAAAAGAAAAAGAGAAAAAGGAGCCUGGUUUCAGAUGAAAGUCCAAUAGGUGAAAAAAGUUGCGCUACAAAACAUUUUAAUGAUGCUACGGUUGAUGAAAGGGUAAUGAAAAUAGUAACAGAAAUGAAAAAUGCUACAUCACCUGCAUUAAACAAGGAAGCCAGAUUAAUUCCUGAGCAAUUGGAAAAUAAUCAUAACGCAAAAAAGAGGAAAAAAGACAAAGCUAAACAAGUUAAUUCAGAUCUAGAAAAACAGGGAAGUAUUAAACAUGAACAUUCAAUUAUAUCUAAAGAAUCUAAGCAAAAGGAAAAGGAUGCCUUGAUAAGAAACAUAGACAAAGAAGAUCUUGAAACGAGAAGCAAGGUGCAUAAGUCUACACAAAACAUGCUUUUAGCCAAACUCAAAAGUGCCCAGUCAAAGAGAAAGGAACAAUCUGACAAUUAUCAACACAGUUAUACUGAAAAAUCUGGGGAAAGCUAUGAAAAAUCACAGGAUACAAGUAGAGAAGACCAAACUGGUAAAGAUAUUGUGAUGGAAAACGAAGCUGAAGCUGAUGAUAAUGUUGAGAAAAUUGAUCCAGAGAAACUUGCAAUUAAAGAGAAGAAACUUGCAAAAAGAAAACAGAAAAAGCUUGACAAAGAAAGGCAAAAGAAAGAACAAGAAGAAAAAUCUGGGACAGCAAAGGCAUCUGCAAUCGAUUACUUAGAUAAAUGGAAACAUAAUAGAGAUGAAUGGAAAUUUAAUAAAGUUCGACAAUGCUGGUUGCUGCAAAACAUGUAUAAAGAACCACUGGUGGACGAUGACCACUUCAAUAUACUGCUGGAGUACCUGGACGGCCUUCAAGGUAAAGCAAGGGAAAUAACUAGGAAAGAAGCUGAGGGCUACCUUCAUUUGGAUAGUGAUGAAGACGAUGAUGAAAAAGCUACAGACACUCAGAAAAGAAGUGAACAGAAGGUUGAUGCUGCCCAAUACAACAGAGCCAGACAGAUUGUACAACUCCUUGCUGAUUGACACUGUUGGACAUUUGAACAUCCAUUGAUGUUGAUUUGUGAAUAAUAUGAGGACAUUGUUGGACAUUUGAACAUCCAUUGAUGUUGAUUUGUGAAUAAUAUGAGGACAUUGUUGGAUAUUUGAACAUCCAUUGAUGUUGAUUUGUGAAUAAUAGGGGACAUUGUUGGACAUUUGAACAUCCAUUGAUGUUGAUUUGUGAAUAAUAUGAGGACAUUGUUGGACAUUUGAACAUCCAUUGAUGUUGAUUUGUGAAUAAUAUGAGCCUUGAUCUGGGAACAAUGAGAAUUAAUUCACAUGCGUUAAAAGUGUCACACAGGCUUAUCAGGGAUGACAUUUUCACUCUAAUACUGGAUUUUGGUAAAAAAAGACUUAAUUAAAAUGAAAAAAUACCAUAAAAGCGGAAAAUGUCGUCCUUGAUUAGCCUGUGCUGACUGCUCACGGUAAUCUGGAACAAAACUUUGACACAUGCAUUAAGCCCAGUUUUCCCAGAACGCAACUUAUAUAUUUACGUUAAUUUUAAUAUACCAAACCAUUACACAAAUCUUACAAAGUAUAAGUGCCCGAAAAGUUGCAAAAGGUGUCAUUUAUCUACAUGUCAGAAUACAUUAUUUUAUUAUAUACCUGUUUAAUGCUUUUAACAAAAUACUGGUUGUAUCAAUUGUUGAAGUAAAAAAUCCCGUAUUGCG